Brassica rapa (field mustard) is the source of this 2062-nucleotide messenger RNA. RefSeq names its product protein IQ-DOMAIN 14. NCBI's taxonomy places the organism in Eukaryota, Viridiplantae, Streptophyta, Magnoliopsida, Brassicales, Brassicaceae. Gene Ontology annotation, molecular function: protein binding. The record is from RefSeq and is a predicted model, not a curated record.
GACUUUUCAACAAUUUCAAAGUAAUUUUACUCAUAAACCCAAAGAAAAGAUUAGAAGACUAAUACUUUUCUUUAAAUGGCCAUUAUAAAAAUACAAUUAAAUAGUCUCUACAAAACUUUGUAUGUGAGAGCUGAGAGGAAACAGAGGAAAAUCACCAGACCAGAGUCUUUCUUCUCUGGCUGCUUAUGUGGCCUCUCUCUCUAGAGAAGGCAAAGCUACCAAAAUUCUCAGAACCAAGGUCACGCUUUUUGUUGUGGGGAGCAAUCAUGCUAACUUGCAGCUUCGUGCAACGUCCUAGCCAUCAAUCUCUGUAAGGGAAUGUUGGAGAAAUGGGGAAGAAAGGAAGUUUGUUUUCUGCAAUCAAAAGUGUGUUUACUCCACAGUCCAAAGAGAAGCUAGGCAAUCAGGAAGCAGAGAGAAAGAGUGGGAAAGAAAAGAGUAAGAAGAAAGGCUUUGGGAAGCUAAAGCGUGGAGAGAGCAGUUCAUUUCUUCCCAUCUUCAGAGAGCCUAGUAGUAUUGAAAAGAUUUUGGCAGAAGCUGAGAGAGAUCAUAAUCUUGUUUUCAGGCCUCCUACUCCUCCUGAUCAAUCAAAUCCACCCUCAGCCUCUCCUCCACCUCCUCUGAGGCCUGCUUCUCCACAGUCUCCUCCUCCUAGAGAUAAUGACCUUCCAAGAUUGGAUUCUUCAAGAUCGCUUUCACAGAAUCCCCCUGAUGAAUCAAAGCCAUCACCAGCCUCUUCAAGUAGUCCUCUGAAGCCUGGAGUUCUUUCUCCAAAACCAACUUCACCAAGAGUUGUCUACCCACAAACAGUCUCUAUAAAGCCUCCUUCUCCAAGACCAACUUCACCAAAGCCUCCUUCCGCAAGAGAGGCUUCUCCAAGAGCAGACCCACCAAGGUUGGAUACUCCAAGACCACCUUCACCAAAGCCUCCUCCAAGAGCAGAACCAUUAACCUUGGAUACUCCAAGACCCACUACGCCUAAGCCUCUCUCUCCAAGGGCAGAACUGCGAGAGGAGAUUGUUUCUAGACCAGAGCCAACUCUCCUGGCCCAACAUGCUUCUGCAACAAAGAUACAAGCAGCUUUCAGAGGUUACACGGCAAGGAGGAGUUUCAGAGCUCUCAAAGGUUUAGUCAGGCUUCAAGGAGUGGUGAAAGGAUACAGCGUGAAGCGUCAGACAGUAAACGCAAUGAAGUACAUGCAGAAACUGGUCCGCGUCCAAUCCAAAAUCCAGUCACACCGCACAAAAAUGUCAGAAAACAAAACACAAGUUGAGAAAGAUGCUGUUAAUGAUCAUUGGGACGACAGUGUGCUGACAAAAGAAGAAAGGGACGCGAGAUCACAGAGAAAAAUCGAUGCAAUCAUCAAGAGAGAACGGUCCAUGGCCUAUGCAUACUCUCACAAGGUAACACCCAAGUCUGCUCACGACGUUGGGCUCCCUCUAUGGUGGAACUGGGGAGAUCAUCAGCUCCCUCUUGCUAGUCCUGCACCGAGCCAUUACAGGCUAACACCAACAAGACUGAGCCCAAGAUAUUCCAGAGGAAGACUAAGAGGUGGUUCUCCUUUUAAGGAUGAUGACAGCCUCACAAGCUGCCCUCCAUUCCCAAGCUACAUGGCUCCAACGCUCUCUGCCAAGGCCAAAGUUAGACCAAACAGCAACCCGAAAGAGAGAGUGAUGGGCACACCAUCAUCAGUCAGCAGCGAGAAGAGGAGAGUGUCGUAUCCACAAGCGCAACGAGGUCAAGAUGUGUUUAGAUGGAACAAAGGAUCGUUGCUCAUGAGCAACAAAGGAGGUCCUGGUUCUUCACCUGGAGGUGUGGUGGUUCUUGAAAAGCGCAAGACGGUUAAAUCAGUAGGGAAUUUGAGCGUUGAUUCUACUGUCUCGAUGUCUAGUAAACCGUUUAACAGAUAUGUGUGAUUUGUUUUUGAUGGAACAUGUUUUUUUUUAUGUUACAUUUGCUUCAUUUGUUGGUGGUGUUGAUUUUUGAGUGUUGAUUAUGAAUUUACCAAUGUAAUAUAAUGAAAAGGAAAAACAAUGACAAGAGGAUUUGGUUUGAAGUAGAA